CUUGGCUUCCUCUCGCUCGCGAGACAGCGAGCCCAGCAACUUGCCUUGGUGAUCCACGGCAUUCAAGAUAAAGGCUACCUGGAAUUUAUAGCGCAAAAGAGACAGAGGCAAUGCGGAAAUAGGUGGACAGUUCAUGUCACCAAUUUUGCAUCCCACUCCAGGCUGAGGAUCUGAGAGUUCGCGGGGAUUGCAAUUAAGUGACAAGAAUUAUUUUUUAUUUUUUAUCCUUCCUUUUUCUCAUAGCGCUUAAAUUAUACCAGAUUUAAACUACACUUCACGGAGGAUUUGAAAUAUUCUUUUGCGUUUGACAGUGGGCUGAGAAGAAAACAAAUUAUACCCGAGGAUCAAAGCAACACUUUUUUUCUUGUGAGCAUCAACAUGGACGUGUUGGCGAAUUACAGUAUUUUUCAGGAACUUCAGCUGGUGCACGACACGGGCUACUUCUCGGCGAUGCCGUCGCUGGAGGAGAACUGGCAGCAGACAUGUCUGGAACUGGAAAGGUACCUACAGACGGAGCCCAAAAGGCUUUCGGAUCUCUUCGACGAGGAACUUGACUGCCUCCUUACGCCAGCCUUCAUGAAGGGAGACAGCGACGAGGACCUGAUAGAUCCUCUGCUGCCCAAUUUAUCGGACGAGCCCAGCCCCCCACCGCUGCUGGUAUCCCUUCCCAAAAACCUCCAUGCCCCAGCCAACACCAAGAGUACUGACGCAGGGCUAAAAGAAGCCAGCGGAGGAGUUAAUCCCGCCCAGCUAAACGCAGUCACGUCCCUCACGCCACCUUCCUCCCCAGAAUUGGGACGCCAUCUUGUCAAGCCCACGCAGACUCUUACCGCCACAGCUGAUGGCACCCUCACGCUGAAACUGGUGGCCAAGAAAGUGGGACUUGGGGCAGCAAAGUUAGUGGCGACACAUUCACUACCUUCGCCACCAAAUCGCGGUGCACAGAGCGAUGGAGAAGGAGGCCUGGGAACGGUAGGCGGAGGAGACAUCCCAGAGAACAAAAAGAGGGUCCAUCGUUGCCAGUUUAAUGGCUGUAGGAAGGUUUACACAAAAAGCUCCCACCUAAAGGCACACCAGAGGACACAUACAGGUGAGAAGCCUUACAAAUGCUCCUGGGAAGGCUGUGAAUGGCGUUUUGCACGAAGCGACGAACUGACGAGGCACUACCGCAAACACACUGGUGCCAAACCUUUCAAGUGCAACCACUGCGACAGAUGUUUUUCCAGGUCUGAUCACUUGGCUCUGCACAUGAAGCGACAUAUCUAAGGCCAAGGGAGAUGGGAGAGAGAGAGAGAGUGAGAGAAAAAGAGUGAGAACGAAGAGAAGAACAUGUGUGCACCGCCCAUUCGGGAACAUUCACAACAGACUUUGGGUGCACACGAGGGGUCUGGCCGCAAACGUCACCAGUAGGAACAUGCGAGGCAGCGUGGGCAAGCGUUGUUGGAUUCUACACCCUCUCAAGACAGUCCAAAAGCCUUUUCAUCAGCGAUUAGCCAUGCCUUACCGAGCGUUAGCUUGGAGGUCAGACACUGCCAAACACCACCUUUUUUUUUUUCCCUCAUUCUCUUUUUGUACAGUAAAUCACCAAUAGCAUGGGACGGUAGACUGAACGCUACAUGUACAAAACCGAAACGCACAUGUCAUUCAUCACUUAACAUAAUGGUUCUACUAGAGAAUCAACGUUCAUUGUACAUUCUGGAACUUCCUUCUUUUUCUUUUUCCAAGGACACAUCACAAUAACCAACCUGCAGCUAUGUCGUAUACAGCAAGCAACCAAACACGGAAAACAACAUUGCCAAUACGUUCUGAGGAGUGACCAAUGGAAGUAGCGGCCAAACGCAAUGCACGGCCCCCGAAGCAGUCUCUGCGUGGGAUAAAUGAAAAACAAAAAAUACGGCAACGCUCAGGAUGUGUGCUGAUUUCUCGUACUCUUCGCUCAGGAGCGAACUCUUCUCUGCUCUUCACGCCCGUCAACUCACAGGCGACCGAAAUGAUGCGCAGCGACACUUUCUUGCCUUUGUUGUUUUGUUGUUUUUUUGUUUUUAAAAAGACUGUUAAAAAGAUGGUUUGUUUUCCUUCUGAGCUGAAAUGUCUUAAACUUCUGAAAAGUGAAAACUUUGCGAACACAAGCAUUAAUGUGCACAUACGGGCAACAGGAGGGAACUGUGAGCCCUUCUCAGUAUGCACAAGGUUCAGUGGCUGCUAUCUGGCACUGAAAUGAAACGUUUGAAGCAUAAGAUGGGAACAGAAAGAUGGGGACUGCUGGCUUGUAUGAAAGGACAGAAGUCUUCUAUUUUUCAUUUUGCUUUGCUCAGACUUGAUCCGGGAAAAGCGAACCAGAGCGCGUCGGCACAGACCUUGUGUGAUGCUCUUGACACUGGAAAGAGUUCUUUUGCUUUGUGUUGAUGCUGGCACCCAUGUAAGAACGUAGUAGUCCGGUGCACUGGAGGAGACCAACAGAGGAGACGCUAUGGCGGGGAGGGACAGUUGGCAGGAUGUUUGACUCUCAGAUUAGAGCACCUGCUGGGAUAAGGAUCCAAAAGAACUCAGUGGCAUCAGCCCAGACAAACUUUGCCUGUUUCGUAUCCAUUGUCUGCACUGAUUUUUUCAAUGUUCUCUGUGCUUUUUUUCAUACAGUCAAAAAAAAAAAAAAGCUAAAAAACAAAACAAAAAAAGCAUAAAAACAAAAAACAACUUGGAGGGAAAAAAAGCAGAAAACAAAACCAAAAAAAAAUACAUUAAAAAACUUUCACACAGACACACACACCACAAUGCAGACAGAAUGGUUUCUUUGCUCUUGGCUUUUUCCUGAGAAAAACUCGAGAAGAAAAAAAGUAGAA
Ctenopharyngodon idella (grass carp) is the source of this 2840-nucleotide messenger RNA. It is a transcript of the gene klf7b, whose product is annotated as Kruppel-like factor 7b. The transcript has 4 exons. Gene Ontology annotation, biological process: regulation of transcription by RNA polymerase II. Lineage: Eukaryota; Metazoa; Chordata; Actinopteri; Cypriniformes; Xenocyprididae. Gene Ontology annotation, molecular function: RNA polymerase II cis-regulatory region sequence-specific DNA binding; DNA-binding transcription factor activity, RNA polymerase II-specific. The record is from RefSeq and is a predicted model, not a curated record. The coding region runs from base 379 to 1266 and encodes 295 amino acids.